This is a messenger RNA of Meloidogyne enterolobii, 612 nucleotides long. NCBI's taxonomy places the organism in Eukaryota, Metazoa, Nematoda, Chromadorea, Rhabditida, Meloidogynidae. The record is from the annotation of a GenBank genome assembly.
AUGUGUAUUACUUUUAUUAUUAAUGCUGAUAAUGAUUUAAUUUUGGGAAGAUUCAAAUUAAUAUUGUUAAAUAAUAGAGAUGAAGAAUUUUCUCGCCCUACUUCUGCACUAGCUUGGUGUGAUGGAAUUUUGGCGGGUAAAUUAGUUACAAAUUUUUUGAAUGGACAAACUUCUGCUGAAAAAUUUCUUUUUCAACUUGGAGGGGAAAAUUAUAAAGAUUUUAAUGGAUUUCAAUUUGUUAUAUUAGAAAGGAUUGAAGAUUGUUAUGAACUUUAUUCUUUUACAAAUAGAUUUGAUAAUUCUGAGCCUGUGCAUUGGCCUAAAGGCCUUCAUGUUUUUAGUAAUAGUCCAAGAAUAACUCCCUUCAAAAAGGCUAUUUAUGGCGAAAAACUCCUUCAAUCAUUAAUUGACCAAUUCUCUACAAAAAUUGAUUUUACUGAAGAGGAUUUAAUUAAUGGACUUUUUGAAAUUGGUUCAAAUACAGAAAUACAUUUUCCGGAUGAACAAAUUCGUCUACAAACUGGGUCUACUGAUUCAAAAUACAAAUUGUUAUGUUCAAUUUUUGUUAAUGGGCAUUUACAAGGAAGAAAUUAUGGAACAAAGUAUUUUUAA